AAGGCACGAGGCGGGCAGGCCGGCUCACUAUCCGCCCGCCCGCCCGCCGCAGCCGCCGCCGCCGUCGUCAUAGGCGACCCGGUUCCUCUCUCCCACUCCAGCCGAGCUCCAGCGGCCGGCUCGCACGCACUUUGACUCCGGGCUGCGCCAGUGAGUUUUUGCCUCCCUCCCGUCCCGGCCCCGCGGCGGAGUAGGACUCCGUCCGCCGCGUCAUGGAAGCUCUCCCGGGGCGCGUCAAGGUGUAGCAGGACGGACGAGUCGCCAUGGAGCCUGACGUCAUGCGGCUGUACUCGUCGUCCCCGCCGCCCAUGGAGGACGCCGAGGAGGAGGAGGAGGACGACGACCAAGACGACUUUGGCGAUUUCGGCGCUUUCUCCGCAGUGUCGGCCAGCGGCGGCGGCUUCGGCGAGCCGGACGCGCCCGGACACGCCUCCUUUGCCACCUCGCCGCCGGAGCUCCUCAACGGCCCGCCGGCCGCCGAGGAGGCGGGCCGUCGCGAGGCCAAGGCCAACGGCGCGGCCCCCGCCGGCCACCCGCCGCUCGUCCGACGCCGCGACCGGUCCGACGUUGGGAGACCCGUCCCCGGCGCCGCGGGCGACGGCGUCAUCGCAAACGGAUUCGCCGCUUCGGACGUCGGGCCCGGUCGGCGCUCUUUCCUCGGCGACCGCGCCGCGGGAGAUGCGGACGGCGGUCCGGAGGCGGAGUUUGCCGAUUUUGCCGCUUUCUCGGACACGGGGCGGCGCGGAGACGCCGCCGGGAGGACCGCGUCCGAGCGCGAGGCCCCGCCUCUUCCUGCGACUUGCCACCCGGACGCCGACUUUGUGCCCGACCGCGCUAACGGCGCCAUGGAGACGGACGCGGAAACGGAGACCCGCUUAGGCCGUCCGCUGUCCAAUGAGGCGCCGGAGGACACGAGCGCGACCGGUUCGGCGCCGUCGCCGCCCCCCCUACGGGAGGAGAACUCCACGCCCGCCGACCACGGCCAGCCGGACGAGGACGAGGAAUUUGGGGACUUUGGCGACUCGGACGGGCCCCGCCCUGACGCCGACGGGGAGGGAGGAGCGUCUUUCGCCGACGCCGGAUGGAGCGCCUUCGGGGAGGAGUCGGAGGGCGAGUCGUGGGCGGCCUUCCGCUCGGAGGCCGCCGCCCCCGCGGAGGCGCCGUUGAGUCGAGUGGAGAAGUUGUUGGAGGCCAGCUUCCCCCGGGCCGACGGGCCCCUGACCGCCGCGGAGGGGCGGGUGGCGUCGCUCCAGACGCUGGUGGAGGCGUGCCAGGACGACGCUGGCGGCGUGCUCAGCGGCGGCGGCGCGUGGCGGCGGCUGCGAGACGUCCACGAGGCGGUGGGCCUCGGACAUCAGUGGGGGGGCUCCUACUGCAACAAAACGCUGCUCGGCUGCCUCGGCAUCGACACGCGCAACAUUCUGUUCACGGGACAGAAGAAGCAGCCGCUCAUCGUACCCGUCUACGCAGCCAGCCUGGGCAUGUUGGAGCCCACCAAAGAGCCGGCGAAGCCCGUCUCGGCAGCCGAGAUGAUCGCUUCCAUCGCACAAGCGCCGGCGGCUCCGGACGGCGCCUCCUGCCCCUCGGAUGUCGUCGUCCAGGAGCCGCUCCCGCCCGUCCGGUUCGACUGGAGCAGCAGUGGCCUUACCAACCCUUUGGACGCCAGCGGCGGCUCCUUCCUACUAAACCUGGACUUCUUUGGUCCCGUGGACGACUCGGGCUCGUCCUGCUCGCCCGCCAUCCCAGGCGUGGACCCCGAGUUGGUGGAGCUGACGACGGCCAAGAUGGAGCCGGGCGGCGGCGGUGGCGCCGGGGGCCGCGUGGUGGAUGCCUUCGCCCGCCUCAUGUCCACCAUGGACAAGACCAGCACCUCCACCCGGAGGAUGCGAAAGGAAGAAAGACUGAGCUCGGAGGCGGCCGAGGUGAUCUGCGGCCUUCCCGACCUGUCCUUCAUGACGGCCAAGGUUCUGAUGUUCCCCGCCACGCUCGUGCCGCUCGCCUCUCAGGCCACGCCCGACUGAAGCGCCGCCGCACUCGCCCACACCCCCCCCCAACACACCCUAUUUCUUGUUUUCUGUCACCCCGUCUUGCUAUUUUUCCCGCUUUUUGAUUGAAAACAUUUAUCACGGCGGAGGUGGGGAGUGGUGGCUUUUUCGACGCCACCUUAGCUUGCGCGGUGGUUGUGUAUAUAAUCGAGGAAGGAACGCAAACGGUGAUUAUGGAUAUCCAACCAAUCAAUCUCUUAUCAAUCGAUGGACUUUGGCCGCUCUGCCCGCUGCUGACAUCGCUCUGAAUGUCUCCAGAGGUCGGUCGGCACGUGAUGCUGAGGUUGCUUGCUCCAUGUGUCUAUGAAGGGACCAAUUUGUGUGUGAGAGAUGGAAAUGGAUGUAAAAUAAAUAAAAAUACCACAAAAAAAAGUUCUGAUGAGAGAAAAAUACCUUAAAAUGGAAUCACUGGAAAUGGUUUGUCCAUUUUGACUUUUAGUCUCCACAAAUUAAAAAGUCAUUGAAGAAGAAAUAAAAUCAA
This is a messenger RNA of Hippocampus zosterae (dwarf seahorse), 2526 nucleotides long. Its product is annotated as aftiphilin-like. Gene Ontology annotation, biological process: intracellular transport. The transcript is spliced from 10 exons. Lineage: Eukaryota; Metazoa; Chordata; Actinopteri; Syngnathiformes; Syngnathidae. Gene Ontology annotation, cellular component: AP-1 adaptor complex; trans-Golgi network membrane. The record is from RefSeq and is a predicted model, not a curated record. The coding region runs from base 264 to 2021 and encodes 585 amino acids. Gene Ontology annotation, molecular function: clathrin binding.